AUUGCAAUUCGUCAAAAAUGAACAAAAAAACAGCAUCAAUACUUUUAUUUGAGUUUGUUUGCAUUCUGGGCUUAUAUUAUCUUUUUGUAAAGAAAGACACACUAAUGACAUUUGGAAGCUGUAGUCAAGCCGUUAAUGUAAACCAAUACAAAAUCGUCAAAGAAAGGGAUUUACUUAAACUAAUUAAUGUUUGUUCUAAAAACGGUGUUUAUUUAAAUGGAAGCAAAUCAAACUACGAUUAUCUAAAAAACAGUUUAAUUAAGUUCAAUUGUUCCCAUUCGCUUCGGUUUCUAAGCGCUCCGAGAUCAUUUGUUGCCUUGGCAAGCUAUCCUGGUUCAGGAAAUACCUGGACACGACAACUGAUAGAGACAACAACAGGAUAUUUUACAGGCAGUGUAUAUACAGAUUGGAACUUUGUCGGAUCAAAAGAGUGCCCAAUUCGAGGAAGGGUAUUCAUUGUCAAAACUCACGAAACAACUUUCAGUUCGGCCAGCCAUAGUGACUGUACACGUCUUUCUAUAUCUAAACUUCACUUUGCUAGUUUUAUAUGUAUUCUACGUAAUCCAUAUAAUGCCAUUCUUGCAGAAUUCAACAGACAAAAUAGAGUUAGAUCACCUAAGAAUGAACCAUUAAGCCCAGGACAAUGGGUUGCACCUAAACAAAUGUUCACAACAGAAAGAUGGAGUAAAUUUGUACACAACGGAGUCAAUGAAUGGAGGAGAACGGCACUAUACUGGAUGGGAAAUAAAAGUAAAUCGAAAUACGUUCUUGUUUAUGAAAGACUGUUAGAAAACACAUUUCUUGAAUUGUCUCGUUUGAUGGUAUUUUUAAACAUCACAAUUCAAUAUCAUUCCUUAUAUUGUGUGACUAGUAAUGUCACGAAAUCGUUUAAAAGGACCAUUCCACAAUGGAUGACAAUCAAUUAUGUCUACAGUACGGAGUUGAGAGAAAUUGUUAACAAAGCUGUCCAAACUGUCAAAAGUGGUAUAGACCCAAUAUUGAAUCUUAACGGCGUUCUGAAUUCCUAUUUUCUACCAACAAAUCAUUCAUCAAAUUGACGUGCAGUAACAGCAUUAUGAAAAAUGUCUCACAAACGUAUAAUUACACUAAUUUACUACCAUUUUUAUCCUAGGAAACGACAUACAAUGGUAUUAUUUUUCAAUUGUAAAUAAUAGGCUUUUAGAGUAAUGUUGGUAAAAAAAAUUGACAGUUAUCAUUGCAUUUCGGCUAUUUUGUUUGUGUGUGAUGCAAUCAUUUUGAUUAAAUAACAGAUCAACGAAAUAGUAACUAUGUUUCGUAGAUUUAACAUUCCAUUUAAAGACUUAAUCUAUCAUAUUCAGUCGGAAGCCAAACCGGGAAAUGAUAAGGUUGUGCUACUUUUCAACAAGUAGCUCGGUCAACAAUAGGUCAACAAGAUUGUUUUUGCGGUGGAUUACAUUUCACGUAAACUGUUUGCUAAAUGAACUUCAUUUAGGAUUUUUAUAGCACGUGAAUGGAUUUCUUUUAAAAUCAUUUUAUACCAUUCAAUGACAUUCUGUACUAAUAACAUUUUCGUGUUUCGAGAAUUCACAUUUUCAUUGUGAAAAAAUAGCUUAAAAUGAUCAGCGUGUCUGAAAUGCUUCUGACUUAAACUGGACUUAAAACAAUAGUAAAUCUGCAAACAAAUCAUGGCAAGUACUAUAAAAAUAUCUUAUUGAGCAUGGUUCACACGUUGCUCGAUAUGGGCUGGUAAGCACCUUGUCACUCUGGUAAAACUUCAUAGGAAACUACGGCGGGCAAUUCUUCUUUAAAUUCUUUAAAUAUUGUCAAUAAAUUUUGUCAGUGUCUGUAUAAACUAUGCAUAUGUAAUUUCAAUUUUAAAAUAUGUUUAGGAAUAACAGUUAUUUACACGAAUAUGAAUUAGCUUCAAUUUGAUUGCUUUUAUUCUCCUUGGUGAUAGUUUUAGCAUGUUUUGUCAAAUGCAUGUAUUAACGUAUUUCAUCGUCCAUUUUCUUUUUUAUCUAGUUCCCUUUGCAAAUAAUACCCUUUUGUGAAGUUAUGUUUUACAUAUGUAGCAAAAUGU
This is a messenger RNA of Ruditapes philippinarum (Manila clam), 2062 nucleotides long. Its product is annotated as sialate:O-sulfotransferase 1-like. NCBI's taxonomy places the organism in Eukaryota, Metazoa, Mollusca, Bivalvia, Venerida, Veneridae. Bases 18 to 1058 code for a protein of 346 amino acids. The record is from RefSeq and is a predicted model, not a curated record. The transcript has 3 exons. Gene Ontology annotation, molecular function: sulfotransferase activity.